CCCCCCACCGACGCGGGACUGGUAUCUCUCUCUCAGCUUCACCCUUCAGAUCUUCAAUUCUCAGCUGACUCUCACUCGCCUCCAAAUCCCAUUCAAUCGCACGCUCGAAUCCUCAUGUUUUGGGUUUAAUUUUCGCAUAAUCCGCAUAUAAAUUCCAGUGUUAGGGACACACGCGCGGAUCCACGUCGAUUCCGGCCGUUUGAUCCGUCGGAGAGAUCUGGAAUGGCGGUUGCAGUCCGCGGUGGCCGCGGUGCCGGCGGAUCGGCACUUCGAAACUUCUUCUCCUACCGCGUCUUCGUCUCCGCCAUGUUCACACUACUUAUCGUCGCCACUCUAUCCGUCCUCUUCUCCUCUCACCCCAAUCACGGCGGCUCCACAUCUGGUAACGUGAUUGUGCACAGAACAUUUCUGGCGUUGCAAUCAGAUCCCUUAAAGACUAGAUUAGAUUUAGUACAUCAGCAAGCUAGUGAUCAUAUAGCACUUGUGAAUGUCUAUGCGGCCUAUGCAAGGAAACUCAAGCUUGAGAUCUCUAAGCAGCUCAAAUUGUUUGAAGAAUUGGCACAGAUUUUCUCAGAUCUUCAAAUGAAACCAAAUUACCAAACUGCUUUGUUUCAAACCGAUGGCCCUAUGGAUGAAGAUGUUUUGAGACAGUUUGAGAAGGAGGUGAAGGAUAAGAUCAAGGUUACUAGGUCGAUGAUUACUGAAACGAAAGAGUCCUAUGAUAAUCAGCUAAAAAUUCAAAAGUUGAAGGAUACAAUCUUUGCAGUUAGUGAGUUGCUUCAGAAGGCUAAGAAAAAUGGUGCUUUUGCCAGUUCGAUAGCUGCUAAAUCCACUCCAAAGAGCUUGCAUUGUGUAGCUAUGAGGCUUAUGGGGGAGAGAAUUGCCAACCCCGAUAAGUACAGAGACGAACCUCCUAAGCCCGAGUUUGAGGACCCCACUUUGUAUCAUUAUGCAAUUUUUUCCGAUAAUGUCAUUGCAGUCUCUGUGGUAGUGAAUUCAGUCAUUAAAAAUGCAAAGGAACCAUGGAAACACGUUUUCCAUAUUGUUACUGACAAGAUGAAUUUGGCCGCCAUAAAGGUCUGGUUUAAGAUGAAGCCAGUAGGUGGGGGUGCUCAUAUUGAAAUAAAAUCCAUAGAGGAUUUCAAAUUCUUAACUUCUUCGUAUGUUCCGGUGAUCAGACAACUUGAGUCUGCAAGUUUGCAGAAGUUCUACUUCCAGAAUACGGCAGAGAAUGCAACUAAGGAAGUGAACAACAUGAAAUUCAGGAACCCCAAAUAUUUGUCGAUUUUGAAUCACUUACGGUUUUAUUUGCCAGAAAUGUAUCCAGACUUACCCCGGAUUUUGUUUUUGGACGAUGAUGUUGUGGUCCAAAAGGAUUUGACAGCACUUUGGAAUAUUGAUAUGGGUGGGAAGGUAAAUGGAGCCGUUGAGACCUGCUUUGGAUCUUUUCACCGCUAUGCCCAAUACUUGAACUUCUCUCAUCCUCUCAUCCGCGAAAAGUUCAAUCCCAAGGCAUGUGCAUGGGCAUUUGGAAUGAAUAUAUUUGACCUUGAUGGUUGGAGGCGUGAAAAAUUGACUGAGCAGUAUCAUUAUUGGCAAAACUUGAAUGAGGACAGAACCUUAUGGAAGCUGGGAACGCUGCCGCCUGGUCUGAUCACGUUCUACUCAACAACCAAAUCAUUGGAUAGGUCAUGGCAUGUACUUGGUCUUGGUUAUAAUCCGAGUGUUGGCAUGGAUGAAAUCAACAAUGCCGCCGUUAUCCAUUUCAACGGGGACAUGAAACCAUGGCUAGACAUCGGCAUGAAUCAAUAUAAGAAUCUAUGGACUAAAUAUGUGGACUCUGAUAUGGAAUUUGUGCAGAUGUGCAAUUUUGGGAUGUAAAUGAGGUCUCUGUUUCCUCAUCUUCAACAAUCAAGAGCUGCAAGCAUAAGUGUAUAACAAUGCUGCAUGGCACUUGCAGAAUAUGAGUUCGUUCCAGUGUAUUACAAUCUCUUCGGCUUACGGUGGGUCAAGAAAACCAAGAUCUAUAUAUAUGAUUGCUUAUUUAGUCCUUUGAAAGUUUGGAGAAAAAACCGGUUGGGGACACUAAUUAUAUAUAUCCAUUUCUCUUUGACAAUAUCCCCCCUUUUAUGUGCUUUGCGGGAUACUCUGAGGUAUGUAUUAAUGUUAUAGUUACCGUUAGGAGCCCAUUUGAUUACAGACAGUUUUGAUGGAAAUGGCUGAAAUUAUUGGCAUUGUGGGUGUAAAUUGUCCCAAAAUCAUUUAAACAAUUGAAAACACUCUCAUCCAUCAACUAUGCACAUAAAUUCUACUUUAUUUC
This is a messenger RNA of Cuscuta campestris, 2320 nucleotides long. NCBI's taxonomy places the organism in Eukaryota, Viridiplantae, Streptophyta, Magnoliopsida, Solanales, Convolvulaceae. The record is from the annotation of a GenBank genome assembly.